GCCUGCUGGAGGUCGUGUUUGUUGGCGAGCGGACUGGACCUGCGGUGCCAGGUGGUAUUGAGGCGGGGGAGAGGGUGAGGGCUGCGCCAGGAGAGGAUUUAACGUGAUAAGCAGUGAACCCGUUCUCCUUCGCCUCGUGUCGUCCUGCUGCCGCUGCGAGCUAUUGUUCCGUGAAUUCCUAUGCAUCGCUCUCUGGCUUCACACAGUGACUUGGGGAUGAUCAAAUAGUGAAACAGCUACAUCGUACCAGAGCCUCAGGAUCACCCAAUGACAACCUUAUGCCUCAUACCUACCACCAUCAGUUGCAACACCGGGCAGGUAGAGGAGAGAACCCGCGAAUUGAUGCAAUGUACCAAGUUGUGCCGGGAAGUUUACCUACAGCUCGGGAGAAAAAAUCCAAAGAAGUUAAGCCUUUAAUCUGUUCUGUUUUGCUUGGUGUGUUGCUGAUAAUUUCAGCUGUCGUGGCAUGGUGCUAUUAUUCAGCAUCACUGAAAAAAUUAAGUUAUUUUAAUGUAAAAGAAUUGGAGCUCUAUAAGGAUGGAUUUGUCAUUAAGAAGACUAACAGUUCGGUUUUAUUUGAAAUGGGCUUCAAAUCUGCUCCCAUCGAUCUUGAGUCAUGUCUUCGAGAUGAGACUGGAGCCCGGCUAAAUUGCACACGCUCUAAUAAAGAAGAAGUUGAUUUCUUUAUUGAAACCUUUAAGCCCAAAGAUUCCAUAACUUGCUACAACGUCAAGUGGCGAACGCUGGUACCGAACUCCACGGUUGAACACUGCAUGUAUUGGGCAGGUGGAUAUUGGUAUGGAGGAGGCGAGACUAGUUCACAGCACUGGCCUAUUAAACUCUCAGGUGUGGUAGAUCCAAAGCCAUACGUAACAGGUGAUGUGCAUUCAUUGCGUGAAGGCUUUGGUGGAAUUAUAGAAAGAUACUGGGUCUCAAAUAACUCCAUAGCCAUUCGAGUUAAUGAUUCAGUCCCUCUGCAUAUUGGUUGGAACAGCUCCAAUAGAGAAGCAUUUUGUUUGCUCGCCAGAUACAAAGAUUCUCCAUUUGAAGCACCAAAAGGACAACAGCCAUUUGUAGAGCUAAGUUAUGAAGUCUGUGCUGGUUCUAAUUUGAAAGUUAUCCACCGUUACAUGGCCAAGAAAUAUUUCAAAAAGCCCGAGACCACACCUUCAGACAAUAUGUUCAUGUAUCCUAUAUGGUCUACCUGGGCCGUGUACAAAACUGAAGUGAAUCAGGAUAAGGUGUUGCGUUAUGCAGAAAAAAUUAAGAAAUAUAAAUUCAAUUGCAGUCAUAUUGAAAUUGAUGAUGGAUACUCCAGUAGCUAUGGUGAAUUUGACUUUGAUUCGGUGAAGUUUCCAAAUGCUUCGGAAAUGAUACAAAAACUUAGGUCAGACGGAUUCCAGGUGACCCUGUGGGUCCAUCCCUUUGUGAACUAUAACUCUCCAAAUUUUGUUAAGGGUAUAGAAAGUGAAUAUUUUGUAAUGGACUCCAGUGGGAGGCUUCCUGGUCUUGUGGAAUGGUGGAAUGGAAUUGCAGCAGUCUUGGACUUCACCAAUCCUGAGACUAAAAGUUGGUUUCAGAAAAGAUUGAAGCACAUGAAAUCAAAGUAUGGGAUUGAAUCUUUUAAAUUUGAUGCAGGCGAGACCAGUUACCUUCCUGUAGAAUUUAGCACUCAGAAACCUCUGUCUGAUCCCAGCAUCUAUAGUAAACUGUAUGCAGAAAUAGCAGCUUCUUACUGCAAAGCAGGCGAAGUGAGGAUAGGAUAUGGGACCCAGGUGCUUCCAUGUUUUGUUCGUAUGAUCGACCGUGAUUCUGUUUGGGGUUAUGAACUUGGUUUGAAGUCUCUCAUUCCUACUGCCCUCACCAUGAGUAUUUUGGGAUAUCCCUUCAUAUUGCCUGAUAUGAUUGGAGGAAAUGUCUAUCCAAAUAAAACUGAUGGGUCUGACGAGCUUCCAGACCGAGAGCUUUAUAUACGCUGGCUUGAGUUAUCAGCGUUUCUUCCAGCCAUGCAAUUUUCCAUCCCUCCUUGGCGAUACGAUGCUGAGGUUUUGGAGAUUGCAGCUAAAUUUACCCAGCUCCGAGAAAGAGUAGUUGGGCCCCUUAUAUUCCGACUAGCGGAGGAGGCCACUAAAACGGGUAAUCCGAUUAUCAGGCCCCUGUGGUGGAUAGCUCCUGAUAAGGAAGAUGCACACAGAAUAGAUACACAGUUUCUGAUCGGUGACGACCUUAUGGUAGCCCCCAUUCUAGAAAAGGGCAAACAAGCAAGAGACAUCUAUCUUCCGGUUGGUAAAUGGCAAAGUUUUAAUGGAAAGAUUUUUGAUAAUGCACCGACUCUCUUAACAGACUAUGCAGUUAGCCUUAAUGAAGUGGCCUAUUUUAUCAAAAUGAUUUAAAUAAACUUUUUCUUUAAUUUGGGCUAAUUCAGAUAGCCAGUUACAAUUGUUUAUCUAGUAAGUGCAUUUUAGAUCCACUGUUUGCAUCUGAAUUCAGAUAACAUACAAUUUCAGGAUUAUUUGCAUCCAUGUUUUAUUACUUUGCUUGGUCUAUCUUAACUGUUAAGUUAUAUAGAAUAACCCCAUACUCUAAAUUUUUAAUACUUCCCCUAUCUGAACCAAUUCUGUUUUUAGCACAACACUUCAUAUAGAAAAUAGAUUAAUGGUUCAUUUUAAAAUUCAAACAGACAUCCAUAUAUUAUUAAGAAUAUCAUGGGUGUAGUGUAGGUAAUAAGAAUUUCUAAGAGAAACUAGAGUUCUUCUUAUUGUUGAUUAUUGCAAGAAAUCCUGAAUCUUUUUUUUAGAAAGCAAAAGAUCAAAUAUUAUGUAUUGAACAAGAUUAUAGGCAGUUAAGUCAAAAUUUAACAUGGAAUAGUCGACAUCCAGCAGGUACAGGAAUAUUAACUAUUUGGGAAAGGGUAAAAGGUGUGACAAAUGUAAUUCAAAGUAUUUAUUUCUGGGUUGUAAGGUACCUUCUAAAUUCACUUUUAAAAGAUCUGUUACAUAGGUUAUGGAAGAGGAGAAAUUGCCAUAAAAUUCUGGGUUGUAAAUUUCACAGCUGAAUAUGAAAAUAGGCAAAUCUAAGCUAAACUUUGGUUGAGUGUGAAUGCUGUGAAAAAUUUGGAAUCUAAUUUGAACUUCAUUGGGAUGAUGGGAAGGGUAUAUUGCAAGAUGUACAGAAAACCUAGAUCUCUAUUCAUUGUAGAAGGGCAUUAAAGAGGAAAACAUUCCUGGAAAAUGUGUGAAUAUAUGAAAAUUUUAUUUACGUUGGCUGCUAAAUCGGUAACAAAAAUGCAUAGUCUUUACAGUUUCAGAAUAAGAAAUGGAAGAUAGAGGAAUUAUUUUCACACACAUUUACAGUCACUUGAUUUCCAAUAAGAAAUAAGCCAUUCAGCUAUACCUGCCUACUCUGCCAUUCAAUAUGAUUGCACACGAUCUUUUACCUCAGCCACACUUCACUGCCUUCACCCCAUAUCUAUUGGUUCCAUAAUAUCUGAAUGUUUGUCAACCUCUGUCUUAAAUACUCUACUGUUCUGAGUGGAGAAUAAUACAGCUUCAUGACCCUUUUAGUAAAAAAAAUUCUGUCUCACCUGCACCUGACCCCCGAUAUUGGAACUAUGAUCACUGAUACGAAACACCUCAGUAGUAGUUUCACUACCAAGUUAUGCUGCAGAAUUCCUUGAGAUUUACAGCAUUGUUGUGGAGUUUAAGAUUUUUUCUUAAGAGCUUCCUGGCUGCACUUUUGCAGAAUAUUGGCUUUCAUCAAAAUAGCUCAGGUACAAUUGCAUUCAUACAGUGCCUUUAAUUUAACAAAAUCUGAAGUUGUGUAGUACAUUUCUCUAGUCUGCACUCAAACUGAUUUGACUCCAUGUCACAUAAUGUGUAAAGAUUAAUUUGCAAAAAGGUCAAUCAAAGGUAUUGAUUAUAGAAGUUUUAAAGGUGUGGUGAUUCAUAGAAACAAACCAUUUAUGGUGUUUAGUAAAGAUUUGAUGAUUCAGGAUUCAAUUGUGGCAGGCGAGUUGAAUUAACCAUCAAUAGUAACUGUUCGGAAGCUAUUGACAUGAUAAAGAAGGCAGUGAACGCUGCCAGAGAGGGAGGACCUUAAUUGCUCCCCUAAGCCCCAGUGACAUUUCGGGCAAAAGAGAGAGAGAGAGAGAGUAGCUGAGAUUUACUGCUUUUUUUUAUACCUUGAUUUGACCCAAUAAGCUGUAAAUGUAGAACUUAAUUCAGAUUGAACAAUUUUAAAGUAUAAGACACAGAGAUUGUGCUGAUGCUGGAAAUUUGGAGCUGCAAACAAGAUGCUGGAAGGACUCAGUGGGUCAGACAGCCUCCUGCAGAGGGAAGAGAACCUGAAGAGUCUUGACCUGAAAUGUCAAUUGUUCACUUCCUUCCAUAGAUACUGCCUGACCUUCUGAGUUCCACCAGCAUUUCAAUUGUUGCUUUGAAUUUUAAGUAGUAGAUACAACAAAGUGUCUGGAAUAAGAUUUAGUGUCACUCAAUGCCAUCAAUAAUGUCUUUUCCCACUGAAUAUAAAGUUGACCUUGGGAGUAAACCUGUUACACCGAUUUGUAUUUAAAUUUCAAACAAUUACAACUGUGAAAGUGAUUUGUUAUGAGAAACUCUGUAUUGCUGUAAUCCAAAAGUCAGUUUCUACAUUAAAAAAAUCUGUAUGAAAUUUUUUAGAAGUGUAGAGGAACUGUUAUGAAAGCAAUUAUAAGAUUGUUCUAGUAUUUUCCUAGGUAUUAUAUGUGUUGCUAAGUUGCUGUGUUGUGAAUAUUGAUAGUAAUUAAGGUGAUUUGAGGUCGCUAUUUUGCAUAAUUGAUCAGAAUUCUUGAUUUGUAUCGGAGUAUUAUUUGAUCGGAGGUUUGAGAUUUAGUUCCCCAUAGCACAGUGGUUAGUGCAACACUUAGACAACUUGGGGAGUCGGAGUUCUGUUGUGGUGGCAUCAGUAAGGACUCUCUGCGUUCUCCUUGUGACUGUUUGGGUUUCCUCCUAUGGUCCAAAAGAUGUGUUGGUUAAUUGGUUAUUGUAAAUUGUCCUGUGAUUAGGCAAGGGUUAAGUACAUAGGUGGGUUUCUGGUUGGUGGGAAUAGUUGGGCUGGAAGAUCCAGUUCUGUGUUGCAUCGCUAAAUAAAAUAAUCUCUGUGCUUAUUCUCCAUGUUGGCUCUUCCUUUCUAAGCUGAUUUCUUCUGCUAUGUCAAUCGUGACUAUUAACUGUAACAUAUUGGUCAACUUUGGAUUGUUUUAGUUUCCCUAAGCGCUUUCAGGUUCCUUGGCAUUUCAAUGUCAUUCUGUUACUUCCAUCAAUUUGGCAGGAAGCGUCUGUGUUCAAGGAGUACAGGUUUCCAGAGUACUGCUAAUGGGAUUUGGUCCUCUGCCUUUGUUAGCCUAAAUCCUCUGUCUCCAGUUCAGAUGUAAAUUAACCCUUUUGGAGACAAAGAAUUUCCUUCAGUUUUCUUUCCUGAUCCACCCCAGCUUCCUUUCUGAUAGUUCUGUUAGGAUCAUGUGGAAGGACAUCCAAAGGUGGCAUGGUUUUCAAUAUUUCCUCCAUGGGUUUUGCUUUGAAACUAGUAAACCAUUCUUUAGUCAUUCCUUAUCGGUUGUCCACAGUAAUUAUGGAGAUAGGUUUGAUACAAGCUCCAAGAUACAUUUGUAGAUCCUCUAGUACAGGGGUUCCCAAUGCUUUUUAUGCCAUGGACCCCACAUUAACUGAGGUGUCCAUGAACCCCAGGCUGGGAGUCCCUGCUCGAGUAGGACACAGGGCUGAUAGGACUUUGCUUAUCCUGUGAGUUGAUGUGGUGGUUGUAUAUGUACAUCUGGUGCUUGAUCGUGGGGAUCUGACUUUCCCUAUGUUAACUGAAGUCCUCUAUAAAACAACGUGUCUUAAUUCUAUCUAAUCUGAAGUUUCACAUCCAUGCCAGCAUCAGAGAAUCUGUGGUAAAGUUCAAGAGGCUAGGUCAUCUUUCUUGAGCAUCUUGGAUGCAAUCAUCUUAAUUCUAUCCCCUCUGUUAUAAUUCUAUUUGUAUAAAAGUCCUCAAUGAAAUUAAGCCUCUGAUAUCUGACUCCUAUAGUGAAUACUUUAUGACCACCUGAAUUUAAUGCUUUGGUCAAAACCAGAAAGACCAUUGCUUGCUUCAUGAACUCAGUGUUUGGCCCUCUUCACGAUUUUAUUGUACCUCAUUGUGGCUGCAAUGAAGCCUUUCUGUUUGGUGGGGGGGGGGGGUGGUGUGAAUGUUGAGGGUUAUGAUUUUACCAUGUCCCUCUGCUAUGGAAUCAAUAAAACAGAUAUUAUGGGGUGGGGGGGACAAUGAGAGUUACUGUACAUUUUUUUAAAAAUUCCUUUUCUGUGAAAGAGUCCUGACUCCACAGUUGGGAUAUUCACUUGGGUGAAUUACAGGAUGAGGUGUCUCAGGAACAGAGCCUUAUCCUUGCAAGGCAACAGCUUCAAGUCAUUGGCGUUUGUGUCAUCUCACUCUGUACUAAAGUUCAAAGUUAAUGUUUUAUCGAAGUAUGUUUAUGUCACCAUAUAUAACCCUAUGAUUCAUUUUCUUGUGGGCAUUCACAAUAAUUACAGAGAAACACAGUAGAAUCAAUGAAAAGCCACACACAAAAAGAUGGUUGGACAACUAAUGUGCAAAAGACAACAAACUGUGUGAAUAUGUAAAUAUCCAGAACAUGAGAACAUGAGUUGUAGAGUCCUGGAUACGUUGUGGAAUCAGUUGAUUGUUGGGGUGAGUGAUUUUAUCCCCUCUGGUUCAAGAGGCAUUUAUCAAAGUUUCAAGUAAAUUUGUUAUCAAAGUACAUAUAUGUCAGCAUACACAACCCUGAGAUUCAUUGACAUUCCCUUUACCUCUUUCAAAUGUUUGAGAAGUUGUUCAUCCUCAGGUUUUUGUUUGUUUUGGUCUGUUCCAUGUGACCUUUGUAUCAUGCCAUUCUGCUUACUUUACUACUGGUUUUGCUCGACUCUUUGGUGUCUUGGAUAAAAGACACUCGGUCAUAUCUGAUGCCCUCAUUGAUAAACAUGCAUUGCAGAAUUGUUUUGUAUGUGGCUUCCUCUGGGUGUCAUAUUUUCCUUCAUGCUCCCUCCCUUUCGGUGAUCCUUGAUUUGCUAACAUCUUCAUCCAUCACUUUUUGUGUGAUGCUCUUGAGCAAACGACUCUGUGAUCCAGAUCAUUGUCUGCACGGAUGAGUCUUUUUGAUUGUUCUUGAUAUUCCCGUGCUGGGGUGACUUCCUUGUGUCAGGAAUGUUACUUGUGAUCUGGGUUGAGUUUGAUGGUUCCUAAGAAGCUUGUUAUCAUCACUGUAUUGUAUGCUGACAGUGGCAAAGCAGAUGACAGUUUGGAAGUUAAGUAGUUACUUUUUAGCCUAUUUACAGUUUCAUUCAUGAACUGUGAAUAUUCAGUGUUAUAAAGAUGUCAAAGACCUACCAUUUUUCGAUCUCUAAAAAAAACAGUGGUGUAUACUAGUAACAACUAUUUUACUUAACCUUAAGUGAUCAAUUAACUCAUGUAUCAAUUAAAUUUCAUCAGAGAGCUUAAAAUUUCUGGUUAUGUUGAUUCUCUUAAAUUAAGAUUUGAAUUAAGCUACUUUUACAUCCCUGAUUGACAUCUAGGACUCAGGAUCAAAAAUUGUAUAAGCUGUUCUAGUAUUUUCACUUCUAACCAUUUUAUAGGAGGUUAUUCUGAUUUGUAUAUAUGUUCAAGGAUGUGAAAUAGUUAUGGAGUUAGCUCCUAACUGCCUGAUUUUGAAUUCUAAUGUCAUUUGUGUUUGAAUAUUUUGUUUCUCUGAAACUACAAGAGUAUAAGAAUGAAUGGCAAUGGCUUAAGUAUACUGUUUCUCCAUAAUUAUUUGAAAGUGGUGAUAUUGUAGUACUGAACAUGCACUGCAAUGAAUAAUGAAACUUGCAUUUGUUCUCUUGUUGGGAAUAUAAUUGAAAAGACAUCACAUGUUGAAGAUAAGUGCUAAAAUGCUUUAAGAGAAAAGAUACUUUAAGUAACUUACAAUAAAAAGCACAAUUCUGAGUGUAUUCUAAAUGUGUACAUAAUUUUAAUUACCUAGAAAAUCGAGAUUAGUUUGUGAUAGGAAAGCUUGCCCAGUUUGGUUAACAUGAUCACUGGCUGUAAUCUAGAAACAGCAAAAUGGAAAUUAUGCCCCAGUGGUGUACAUUUUCUAAAAUGUUUCAUUCAUGCUAUGUCACAAAUUCCUCAUCCAAAAUCCCUGAUCUGUCAGCUAAAGUUGAUGUUAUCUAUUACAAAUUUAAACAAGAGCCUUUCAUUUGCUGGAGAUUGCCUUUUACAAACAAGAUCAUUACACAUGCUAGUCAGAAUUGGAGGCAUUAAUGAUGGAACAAUUGUCACUAUUCUUAUAAAGACACAGCUGGAAUCCAGGGCAUGUAGUUAGAUAUCAAAUUCUAUCAGAUCUGUCCCAUUUUUUCAGAUGCGAUCAAUGAGCUACACUUUUUUAGAGCUUUACAGUAACUGUAAAAAUAAUUGCAAAGUAGGUUUCCUUUCUUUCAACAAGAUUUAAUAGUGUUUAAGUCACAAUUAUUGCAGUGCAAAUACCCUGACCCUGGAAUUAUUUUACAAGUUGUUAUUCCCUGCAUUCCACAUUCUUAACAAUAUAGUUUGUUUGGUUCUGUAAUAAAAUGGUUCAAAUUCCCCCUUGAUUCCAUGGAAAUAUCCCAUGCUUGACUUUGAUUAAUUAUAAAUAUGUGGUUAUUACUUCCUGGUUUAUUCUCUUAAGAAUUCUCAGCCUGCAAGAUCACUGAUCUUGAAUACUACAGGUUCCCCAUUUUAUAACAACAGUCUAAAAGUCACUUUGGAGUUGGGGAAGUCAUCACCAGAGGUUUCGGGAUGCCUCCACAGGCUAUUUUCUUCAAAGACAGAUACUGUCCCUCCAUCAGGAUCACAAAAUCCAGGCUGUUGUAUAACCACAGAUGGAUCGCUAGUUUGUGUUUAUGAAUUUUUCACUGAUAUGUACACAAAUAAAAUUUAGUUUACAAGAAA
Molecule: messenger RNA, 8997 nt
Organism: Hypanus sabinus (Atlantic stingray)
Lineage: Eukaryota; Metazoa; Chordata; Chondrichthyes; Myliobatiformes; Dasyatidae
Gene: myorg
Product: myogenesis regulating glycosidase (putative)
Exons: 2
Coding region: 279-2393 (704 amino acids)
Biological process (GO): skeletal muscle fiber development; carbohydrate metabolic process
Molecular function (GO): hydrolase activity, hydrolyzing O-glycosyl compounds
Source: RefSeq, a predicted model, not a curated record